Molecule: messenger RNA, 4541 nt
Organism: Lampris incognitus (smalleye Pacific opah)
Lineage: Eukaryota; Metazoa; Chordata; Actinopteri; Lampriformes; Lampridae
Product: gap junction gamma-1 protein-like
Exons: 3
Coding region: 441-1532 (363 amino acids)
Biological process (GO): cell communication
Cellular component (GO): connexin complex
Source: RefSeq, a predicted model, not a curated record
CCACCAGCCUGAAAAAGGCUGCAGUGCAGCAUCGCGAAUUACGUUUGAUAGAUAGUGUGCGGAGACAAAACUUUAUUAACGGCAAAAACGGUGAGUUAGAUCGAGGAACGGUUGCAUCAGGGAAUGUUGGGAGUUUUUUUUCCUCCUUCUGCGCAGAUAGGGGGUGGGGAGCCCGCUUUAAGUGGAAGAGAAAGGGGGAGAGGGGGGUGAUUGGAAUAUUCUUUGUCCUCUUCACUCCGCAUCACAACCCGACCUGUAGGAGGAUCCAAGUCUUUCACUAAAACCGAAUGGGUUGAUAAAGCGGGCAAAGAACGAAGGAAAGCCUCCUGGAAGAGAGGAAACUUGUGUGUGUGUGUGUGUGUGUGGAGCGGCCGACCAUAACUGGGGCGUUGAAAUUACUCUUCAAGAUUUGAGACGUCUACCCUCACCCCAGCGGCACAAUGAGCUGGAGUUUUUUGACUCGUCUGCUGGACGAGAUCUCAAAUCACUCAACUUAUGUCGGAAAGAUCUGGCUCACACUUCUCAUCGUCUUCCGUAUUGUGCUGACAGCUGUUGGGGGCGAAUCCAUCUAUUACGACGAACAGAGCAAAUUUGUCUGCAACACACAGCAGCCCGGUUGCGAGAACGUGUGCUAUGAUGCAUUUGCACCACUCUCGCACAUUCGCUUCUGGGUCUUCCAGGUGAUCAUGAUAACCACGCCCACCAUCAUGUACCUGGGCUUCGCCAUGCACAAGAUCGCGCGCAUGGAUGAUGAGGAGUACCGGCCUCGCAGAAAACGGAUGCCUAUGGUGAGCCGUGGUGCAAACCGGGACUACGAGGAAGCGGAGGACAACGGCGAAGAAGACCCCAUGAUCCUAGAGGAGAUAGAGCCAGAGAAGGAGAAGGAGGCAGUCGAGAAGCCCUCCAAGAAGCAUGAUGGACGCCGGCGCAUUAAGCGUGACGGUCUCAUGAAGGUGUAUGUGUUCCAGCUGCUUUCACGUGCCAUCUUUGAGGUCUCCUUUUUGUUUGGCCAGUACAUCCUCUACGGGCUGGAGGUGGCGCCAUCGUACGUGUGCAAGCGUUCACCCUGCCCCCACACAGUAGACUGCUUUAUCUCACGCCCCACUGAAAAGACCAUCUUCCUCCUCAUCAUGUAUGCCGUCAGUGCCCUGUGUCUGCUCUUCACCUUACUGGAAAUCCUCCACCUAGGCAUCAGCGGAAUCCGCGACUGCUUGUGUGCCCCACGACCUCGCCCCCCCACCCCCCGCCAUCCAGCCCUCCCCAGCCAGAGACCCUGUGUCUGUCGCCAACCAUCUGCCCCGCCAGGCUAUCACACAGCUCUGAAGAAGGACUCGCAGAGGAAGAUGGGCUUCAGAGACAACCUGGGCGACUCAGGCAGAGAUUCAUAUGGAGAUGAGGCCUCAUCGCGAGAGGAAUGCAGUCCAUCAAGGAGCAGCAGUCCAGAUUCGAACGGCACGGCUGUCGAGCAAAACAGACUAAACUUCGCCCAGGAGAAGCAGAGUAGCACAUGUGAGAAAGGUAUCCGAGCAUAGGCCUUCGCCAGCCAAGCUGACACUGUGGAUUACGUUUCACACCAGAGACAGUGAGCGGACAUAAGGAAAUCUUACACAAAGCUAGAUGUGUGUAUGUGUGUGUGUUUGUGACAGUGUUUGUGUGCUAGUGAUUCAUGUGUGAGGAGGAUGAAAACAGUGCAAGCCUUUCAGUAUUACGGCCAGAUACAGUCAAGUCAGACUCAGCCCUUACUUGACCUACUAGCCCAUCUGAAGCUCCAAAGUGCGCACAAACUGACUUUCAGCAGAAAGGCCUCUCAACUGUGCUUCUCCUUCAGGGCAGCAGUUCUUUCUCUUUUUUUUUACCCCCCUCAUCAGUAUGUUUUGACCCUAUCACAGAAAGUUGAAUCAGUUCAUCUGGACAAAACAUUUAUUGUAAGAGAAACUUUUCAUCAUCCAAGUGGCCGCUUCAGUCUCAACUGACUGCAGGUAUUCCCACCCUUAUCAGGAAUCAGGAACAAUUUAUUGUAAUUUCUUUCAUGUACUUGAGUACACAAAAGAAAUAAAAUUCUGUUUCCCCCAGCCCACAGCAGUGCGACACAAAAGACAAAAACACACUUCCAAAAUUUCCCAAAAACAACACCACCAAAAACAGAACAAAGCAAAAAAAAAAAGGAAAAUACAGUUAACAACAGUCCAGUCAGUGCAACACGGUCCAAAAAUUCCACUGUACAGAGAAUGAACGCCAGCCAGGAUGACUGUUGGAACUGCCGGUCUGCAUGGGCUAGCGGUUAGUUUAGCCUGCCCGCGUCAGCAUCCUGUCAGACCGCCCUCUGUGUUUCAUCCUCGGGGACAACUCCGGCAGGGCCGUGGUCCUUGGGCCCACCGGAUGCAGCAGACCAAGCUCCCCCAGCCAAUCCAACGCCAGCUCUCAGCCAGACACCUUCGACACACCUCCCCGUACUCCACACAAUGACACUAAAACACACGUCAACACUAGGCGAGGCCGCUGUCAGACCACCCUCGGUGUUGUCGGAACUGCUGGACUGCAUGGGCUAGCAGGUAGCUUAGCCUGCCCCACUUCUGCAUUCUGUCAGACCGCCCUUGGCGUUACCUCUUCGGGCGCAGCUAUGGUCAGGGCCGUGGUCCCUGGGCCCACAGGAUGCAGCAGACAGAGCUGUCCCAGUUGAUUCAGCGCCAGCUCUCCCAGCAAUCAAACGAAGACAAAACAAACUUAGACGGAGAUGUCGACAAAGACACUGCAUGGACGGUACUAGGUUAGGCUGCCGCAAACGUGAAUUUGUGCCACCAUCUUCCUUAUAAACCAUAUCUUAUAAACAAUACAGUGGCAUAAUGACCAAAAACAACAAUCAGUUUCAUAUGCAAAUUGCCGUGAUCGUUAACUAGAGUUUCAGUGGCAAUGUGCACUAUUCAGAGGAUGGCAGCUGUUGCCAUCUUACAAUGCUAUGAUUGCAACCAUUCCCAAAUCCGUUGUGAAUAGGACACACUGCCAUUGUAACUCUCGUUAACAGUCAUAGCAAUUUGCAUAUUAAACUGAUUGUGGUUUUCGAUCAUUAUGCCACUGUAUUGAUUAUAAGGGUAGGGAUACCUGCAGUCAGUUGAGACUGAAGAGGUCACAGUUCAGAGUGAUGAGACGCUUCUCUCAGUAAACCUGUCUAGAUAAACGGAUUCAACUUUAUGUGAUGUUCUUACCUGGAUUAUUGAGCAUGCAUAAAGAUAUCUUGACCCUAUCGAUUGAUGGUUGGCAGUCCCCUUUCAGAGUUUUUCCUGUGUUGGAGGGUCAGAAGGGGUGCAUCUCAAGUUUGCCUUAGACCCAAACUGGAGUUUACAUUUCACACAAUCCAUUGAGGUAAAACAGGCCAAAAAACUACCCACAUUGACUUGUAAGCUUCGAGUAUUGCUGUUUGUGAGUGAGUGAACCACAGUUUAGUCAGAGCUUGCAGAUAUGAAGUGACUGGCUUGUGGACAAGGCAUCGCUUAAAGGACCAAUGAGGUACUGGAGCCAGUACUGACACAGACUUUGGAAGGUGUACAAAUUCAUGCAAAGCUUUCUUUAAGGUGUGUCAGCUGGUAUGUUCAAACAGUUUGGACUAGCCUUUAACUUGUUAUGGCUGAUAUAAGCUGCACAUUUCUGACAUACCUACAUUUCUUUUAUAACUAUUAUUAGUGUAUUUUGUUUUUUGACAAAUAUUUGAUUUUUGUUAGAACGGCACCAGUAAAUAUUCCCAAGUCUGGUGCCAACUAUGGUAACUGGAUAACUCUUGUGGUGCCUUUGUCCAAAGGAAAAAAAAAACCUGGGUAAUGCUUGAAUAGGUAUAAAUUGUGACCUUGUCUUGUACUGUUUUAAACUUGCAUUUGAUACUGUUUUUAUAUUCUUUUUUUAUUUUAUUAUUUUGACUGUGUUAUUGAAUACGUUUGUCUAAAGGGGCUUUUGCCACUGUGGUCAACAUUGUUGUUCAGAGUGAAGUUCACUGGUGUCUUGGUUUCCCUGAUUUGUUGCAUAUCAACGGUUCUUAAUGAGGAAAAAGACUGGUACAAGUAAAUUGGAAGUGCAAGGGUUCAUACUUGGUAUCUCAAAGCUGUUGAAAAAUGCCAUUGAAUCCUCAGACAAAUUUCAGCAGUCAAUUUGUGUUUUCCUUGACCAGCAGAUAUUUCCCCUCUCACUAUGACUUCUUUUUUUUUGUGCCAGAAUUUGUCUUUUUUUGUGAUAAGUCAGAUUGAUAUGACUUUUCAAAGUUGUUUCCAAAGUCCUUAAUUUGUGGACGCUAACCUGUUGAAUUGUGUUGGCUCACCCCAAUGUCUCAGUAAAGGUAACAAGCAUGUGAUUUUUCUGGACGGCAGGAAUAUACAAUGCCUUGAGCGCUCUGUUCUAUGACAAUUCGUAUUCAAAAUCAUAACCACAGUGCCAUGAGUACCAACUCAAAAUUUCAUCUCAUUUUGAUAGUAAAAAAAAAAAAAGCUUUUUGUACUCUUUUUUUAUACUUUUUGUAUCUAUGGUAUUUUUAUGGUUAGUUUUUAAAAUAAACAUUU